Python bivittatus (Burmese python) is the source of this 2159-nucleotide messenger RNA. Lineage: Eukaryota; Metazoa; Chordata; Lepidosauria; Squamata; Pythonidae. The record is from RefSeq and is a predicted model, not a curated record.
UCAAGGAAGAGCUUGGCUUCUUUCCCGACCUAUGUUGAAGUUCCAGGACCUUGUGAUCCUGAAGAUUUAAUUGAUGGAAUCAUAUUUGCUGCCAAUUAUCUUGGUUCUACUCAACUCCUUUCGGACAAAACUCCAUCCAAGAAUGUGAGAAUGAUGCAGGCUCAGGAAGCAGUGAGCCGAAUCAAGAUGGCCCAGAAAUUAGCCAAAAGCAGAAAGAAGGUUCCUGAAGGUGAAUCUCAGCCCAUGACUGAAGUUGAUCUUUUCAUUUCAACACAGAGAAUAAAAGUGCUGAAUGCAGACACUCAGGAAACUAUGAUGGAUCAUCCUUUGAGGACCAUUUCCUACAUUGCAGAUAUUGGAAAUAUAGUUGUAUUGAUGGCUCGAAGGCGAAUGCCAAGAUCAAAUUCUCAAGAUAAUGUGGAGGCAUCUCAUCCUUCUCAGGAUGGGAAGAGGCAGUAUAAAAUGAUCUGCCAUGUUUUUGAAUCUGAAGAUGCACAAUUAAUUGCACAGUCCAUUGGCCAGGCAUUCAGCGUGGCAUACCAGGAAUUUUUGAGGGCAAAUGGGAUAAAUCCUGAAGACCUGAGUCAGAAGGAAUACAGUGACCUCCUCAACACCCAGGAUAUGUACAACGAUGAUCUUAUCCACUUCUCUAAGUCUGAAAACUGCAAAGAUGUUUUCAUUGAGAAGCAAAAGGGUGAAAUUCUGGGCGUAGUGAUUGUAGAAUCUGGGUGGGGAUCCAUCUUGCCUACAGUUAUCAUUGCCAAUAUGAUGCAUGGGGGACCAGCAGAGAAAUCUGGAAAGCUGAACAUUGGAGACCAGAUCAUGUCUAUCAAUGGUACUAGUUUAGUUGGCCUACCACUCUCUACGUGCCAGAGUAUCAUAAAGGGUUUAAAAACACAAGCCAGGGUUAAACUGAACAUAGUGAGAUGUCCUCCAGUAACUACUGUCCUUAUUAGAAGACCAGACCUCAGAUACCAACUAGGCUUCAGUGUACAGAAUGGCAUUAUCUGUAGUCUUAUGAGAGGAGGGAUUGCAGAACGAGGAGGAGUCCGAGUGGGUCACCGAAUUAUUGAAAUAAAUGGACAAAGUGUUGUAGCAACACCUCAUGAAAAGAUUGUUCAUGUUCUCUCAAAUGCUGUUGGUGAGAUUCACAUGAAGACCAUGCCAGCUGCCAUGUACAGACUCUUGACUGCACAGGAACAACCAGUUUACAUCUAAAGCUGACUCUUCCAGCGUGCAUGGAAGAUACUCCUUCUCAUUAGUGGUGGUGUUUUCUUGUGCUGCAUUUUGAUGUCUGCAGCAGCAUAUCUCUUGCUCUUUUCUUACCUUUUAUCAUUCUGUUGGGUAUAAGAUGGCAUUUUUGGUUGCACCUUUUUACAACUAGUUUUAUGUAACUAAGAAUCUCUAAUAUACAUGCAUGCACUUAUUCAAGCUAUGUCAUUUAUGUUUUGUGGCUCUUACAAUAGAAAACACAAGUAUCUUAAAUAAAAAUAAAGUAGAAAACUCUUUUCACCAAACAAGACAGACUGCAGGGUAAAAUUCUCCAUUUAUGGCAAUAGACAGGAUAUUGAUCUAUUUCUCCUAUAAAGUUGCUGUGCCAAAGGUAGGAAAGCAACAUUAUAAUUUUACCGUAAGUAAAUAGUUCAAUAUGGUUUGAAGUAAACACUGAUUCCCUUAGGUAGUUAAAUAUCCAUAUAAUGGAAAACUAUUACUAAAAGAUGGUGUUUAGCGUAUGCUGAUAAACCUCUAGACUGAAAUGUGUACUGUCUAUGGGAGAUAUUUUACAAUUUUGCUCCUUGAGUUCAAAAACUUCCCCAUAUUUCUGAAAUGUCAUUUAUUUUUUAGAUAUAGCACAAUUUUUUUUCAAAGUGGCUUUUCUAAUUCCUACUUUCUUUCCAGGGUUGAAUGAUACAAUUCUAAAUAUCCAAUAAAAACAGUAUGGGUAUAUGGGGGAAGGAUUUUGCCAGACUUAACUUUCUAUUUUUUUUUUCAUUGUGGGCAUACAUGGGUUAAUAGGUUGUCACAUUUUAAAAGUGCUUGAUACAAGAAUUUUAACAAGUCUGCAUAUAGCACUACUUCGUUUUGUUCUGAGCCAGUUUUAAUUUUAACAUACCUUGGCAUAAAAAUCUUGUAUUUAUUUAUUUUUAUGACCUCUUUAA